AGAUUUUGAGGAUAACGCAUUAUUUUUGCAACACAACAUGUUUCACUUCCUCCUCCUCGAAUGUGAAUGUAAUUCACGUCUAGAUAAUACAGUCUACAGGAAGACUGGAGGUUCGUGUGUGAGAUUUUGCGUCAUCACAUGACUGCAGCACAUCAUCUCUACUACACCCCCACACCCCUGCGCUCCGUAGGCUCAAUGUAAACACCGUGCGCCGUGCGCUUUGUCUUCGGGCUCGGAACGCGCCAUGCCAUGGAUGCUUUAUGGCAAUAUCAGUUCAGGAUUAUUUUACUCGGGGACUCGACGGUGGGCAAGUCUUCUCUGCUGAAGAGAUUCACGGAUGGCAUAUAUAGCGAUGUAGCGGACCCGACGGUCGGGGUGGAUUUCUACGCUCGAUCAAUAGACAUUGAACCGGGGGUGAAAAUCAAGCUACAGCUAUGGGACACAGCCGGACAGGAGAGAUUCAGGUCCAUAACCACGUCGUACUAUCGCAACUCGGUGGGCGGGCUCCUCGUCUUCGACCUGACCAAUAGGAAGACCUUCGAUCACGUGCGGGAAUGGCACAGAGAAGUCAGCGAGCACAUACUGCCUCAUCACAUGGUCUACAUCCUGAUCGGCCACAAGAGCGACCUAGGCCGCGACCGCAAAGUGUCGCGGGACGAGGCGGAGCAGUUGGCGGCCGAACUCGGCCUCCGGUACGUGGAAACUUCAGCCAAGUGCAACAGCAACGUGGAACGAGCUUUCGAGCUGCUCACACGGGACAUCUAUGAGCUGAUGAAGAUGGGGGAGAUCUCCACGCGUGACGGAUGGGACGGAGUCAAAAGUGGCCUCACCGCCAAGGUUCUUUAUCCGGCUGAGGAGGUGGCGGAGAGGGAAAAGAGCUGCAACUGCUGACUCCCACCGUGCACCUGUAAUCUCUCACCUGUGUAUCAGUCAGUCGUUCUUCACCUCACCUGUGUCGUGUAACGGUCACUUUCUGGUCUCUGCUCACCGUCGUGUUCACCCUGUUGUUGCUUUCCGAAAAUGAAGGUGUAGUUUGAUGUGAUGAGUAAAUAAGCAUCAGUAUAUCUGGGCUGGAAUGAACAGGCCCUGCUUAACUUUACCGGAGACCGUGCCAUGUUCUGAAGGCACUCGUGGUGAAAAAACCUUGCAGCAAUCUAGUGAACAAUAAUUUGUGGUUUUAUACAUCUGAGAUGUCAACAGUCUGUUUCGAGCUCUUGUUUCUCUCCCCUUGGUUAUUUAUGUUAUGAUUCACAUUUAAAGAAUCUGGUGAUAACAAUCUUAUUGUCCACUCUAUAGCUUUUGAAACAAUUUAUUUUCUGUGUGGAUGGGUUUCCUAUUGAAAUAAGAAGUUGGGGGAUAGAAGGUCUUGUCUUUUGCUCUAAAAUAGUCAAUAGCCUUUAGUUUAUGACAUGAUAGGAGGUAAGAAAUUCCAUUGGACAAUUUAUUGUGCAAUUGGGGAAAAAUGUUAUAUACCCUUGCAAACAAGGCGAAUCAUCAAUAUUUGGUUUACAUUGACAGAAUUUUACAUUAUAAAUGUCUCUUUAAGGAUUUUAGUAUAUAUAGAUAGCAUAGACUUUAAUUUAAGCCAAGCAGCAAUUCAGAUAUAAUGGGGUUGUUUUAAAGGGCAACAUGGUUUUGAGAGGAAAGGCUUCUGUAAUGGAGCUCUAUAUUCGCACACAAUAUAUCUAAAAUCAUACAAUUCUGCUGUAUUACUCUUAUAGUCAUUUUAUUAUUUUUACAUUGGUAAUUCAUCAGUAUUUAUUUUAAAAAGGAUCUCUGCUCCAAAGCCUAGUGAUCUGCCCACCUAGGUCGAAUUUGAUGGCAUCAUAGACACCCUAUAGAUAUAAUUGAACUGAGUAUAAAUAUACUUAUUAUUCUUUCAAUGCUUUAAAAAGUAUUGGUGAACAGUUCAGUCUGAUUAAAAAUGGACUCCUUUA
Triplophysa dalaica is the source of this 1937-nucleotide messenger RNA. It is a transcript of the gene rab42a, whose product is annotated as RAB42, member RAS oncogene family a. Gene Ontology annotation, molecular function: GTPase activity; GTP binding. Gene Ontology annotation, cellular component: Golgi membrane. The record is from RefSeq and is a predicted model, not a curated record. Gene Ontology annotation, biological process: Rab protein signal transduction. The coding region runs from base 250 to 891 and encodes 213 amino acids. The transcript is spliced from 2 exons. NCBI's taxonomy places the organism in Eukaryota, Metazoa, Chordata, Actinopteri, Cypriniformes, Nemacheilidae.